AUGUCGGCUGGAAAUACAGCCUCAGAUUAUGCUCCCUGCGCAGCAGUUGUCCUUACGGUUCUUCCACCUUCCUGUACCGCGAAAUACAUAGCAUCCGAAGUUAGCCGUGUUCACAUCGCUAUCGAUAGCCUAGUAGCUAACCCCGGCCAAAAUGAGGACUGCGUCGCUCCCGCUCGAGUCUCUGCUUAUUGUCAAGCAUCCGCUUCAGAGACUGCAUUCUCCCUCUCGCGGGUUUUCUGCAAUUUUACAUUUAGCUGCACUAUCGAGCUUCGCUUUUUCGUUCAAAUAGAGCGAGGCAUACGGAUGGCAUUUCCAAUAUUUGACCAUCAUCGGCCUGUGCAUGGCUACACUCACAAACCUGGUGGGUCUGGCUGCAGACGUAUUUUUGUCAAUACGCCUGUUUGCUGUCAAGAACGUUCUCCUGGUGUGCAGCGCACCAAUGGAAGUGUUGAUCAGUGUUUUAUAUUGCGGCUUGAAAAUCAUAUUGGAUUCCAUGCUAUUCCAGCCAUAGUGUUGGCCAUCGAUCUACUGUACCUUUCGCCGCCUUGGUCUAUAGGGGCCAUCCCAUCCAUGGGAUUGGCUAGCAUCAUCGCGUUUGGCUAUUGGUUUUGGGUGGAGAAGUGCUACCAGUAUAACGGAUGGUACCCUUAUCCGAUUUUCGAAAUGCUCACUACUGGCUGGCGAAUCAACCUUUUUUUGUUCAGUGCUAUCCUGAUGACCAUAAACACCCUGUUAUUGAAACACCUUUAUGGUCGGAUGAAUGGCUUCCUCCAUCCCAUUUCGGGCACACAUCCAGGAGAUUUGAAAAAGGCUUAA
This is a messenger RNA of Histoplasma capsulatum G186AR, 816 nucleotides long. RefSeq lists its product as uncharacterized. NCBI's taxonomy places the organism in Eukaryota, Fungi, Ascomycota, Eurotiomycetes, Onygenales, Ajellomycetaceae. The record is from RefSeq and is a predicted model, not a curated record. The transcript is spliced from 6 exons. Gene Ontology annotation, cellular component: endomembrane system; membrane. The coding region runs from base 1 to 816 and encodes 271 amino acids.